AUGACUGGGUCGUCAUAUAUUGAAUUACCAGCAUACAUCGACAGGAAACGGGGCACCAUCAACCCACAAAACAAUGACCAGCAAUGUUUCAAGUGGGCGAUUCUUGCGAGGCAUGUGGUCGAUAAUUUAUCGGAUAAAUAUAAAUAUUGUGUCGGUAAAAACUAUACACAACACGAAGCAAAAUAUAAUUUUGAUGAUAUUUCGUUUCCAACACCACUAUCGGAUAUUUCUAAAUUUGAAAAAAAUAAUCCGAACGUCACUGUGAAUGUGUAUGGGUUGGACAAAAAGUUCCAGCCGCCGCGUAAAUAUCCGACGUACGAGGUGUACCCGCUACGUGUCGUUGAUGAGGAGAAAACCAACCACUUUGAUCUGUUGUUGGUGACGGACGGCGACAACUCUCACUACGUGUAUAUAUCGAAUUUUUCCAGGCUGGUCCGCGCUCAGAAAACCAGACACACUGGGAGUGUCGUGUUCUGUAAGAGAUGUUUUACGAGUUUCGACGACAGACGUCAUAAAUUCAAGUUGAGUGGGCAGGAGGCCCUGGACUAA
This is a messenger RNA of Macrosiphum euphorbiae (potato aphid), 549 nucleotides long. Lineage: Eukaryota; Metazoa; Arthropoda; Insecta; Hemiptera; Aphididae. The record is from the annotation of a GenBank genome assembly.